This is a messenger RNA of Myotis davidii, 13452 nucleotides long. RefSeq names its product ATP binding cassette subfamily A member 13 (gene ABCA13). Lineage: Eukaryota; Metazoa; Chordata; Mammalia; Chiroptera; Vespertilionidae. Gene Ontology annotation, cellular component: intracellular membrane-bounded organelle; membrane. Gene Ontology annotation, biological process: transmembrane transport; lipid transport. Gene Ontology annotation, molecular function: ABC-type transporter activity; ATP hydrolysis activity; lipid carrier activity. The record is from RefSeq and is a predicted model, not a curated record.
AUGUGGCCGGCCGGGCGCCAGCUCGGGGCCCUGGUCUGGAAGAACUGGCUGGUCCGAUGCCGGCACCGGGUCCUUUGCCUUGCGGAGUUCCUCUGGCCAUGCAUCCUGUUCAUCAUCCUGACAGCACUUCGUUUUCAAGAACCUCCCCGGCACCAAGACAACUGUUACCUGCAGCCCCGGGACCUGCCCAGUCGGGGUGUCCUCCCGUUUGUCCGGGGCCUCCUCUGCAACACCGGGGCGCGGUGCCGGAACACGAGCGACACGGGGCCCACGCAGCACCAUCUCCGUCCGUCUAGGUCCCAAGCCACAGAUGCCCAUCACGGGAUCCAUGACCUGGCCUUCUUACAAGAGAUGCAGGACCUGGCUGAUGACGUGCGCGAGCUGAUGGACAAGGCAACAGACUUAAAACAACUGUGGGUGGAACACUCCGGGGCCCCAGGUUCUCCUUACGGCUCCAGCUUCUUAACAGUAGAUCUCAACAAGACGGAGGAGGUGAUAGCGGCGUUGGAAAGCCUUCACCAGCAGCCCCAGGUCUGGGACUUCCUGCUUUUACUGCCCAGACUGUACGCACAUCCUGUCCCCAUCGACGAUGGCCUCCGCGGUGCCACCCACCUUCUCCAGGCUGUCUUGAAUUCCUUCGCGUCUCUGGAAGAUCUAGAUUGGCUGCCACUCAACCCUGCUACCUCCAGAGCUUCCAAAAUGCUGCUGAAGGCGACCAUUUCUGCGCUGACGUUCCUGCAGGACCAUGGAGUGGCAGCCACAGAGCCGGGGCGCGGCCUGUCCCUGCGCGGCCUGCUGCGGGCCCCCGAGGAGGUGCAGGCGGACCUGCAGGCCCGGUUUGGAUUUGAUGACCUCCACGCGGAGCAAAUCCUGAAUUACUCGGCUGAACUGGACGAGAUUCCCUCAGACCGUUGGUUGGAGCGGAUGGUGUGCUCAGCCUUGUCCCGAGCCUCCAAGGACAAAGCUGACGGGGAGGGUCCCCCUGGAGACUGUCACGCCAGCUGGUCAGCAGCCAAAGCCUACCUGGUCCACGCGGUCAGCUGGCCGCAGGUCUACAAACAGGUGCUGUGCCCAUCGAAGCCCCGUGUGCGUGUGCUCCAUCGGUGGCGGGAGGGCGGCCGAGGCCUGGCGGCGCUCAGGAGCCUGCUGGAGCGAGACCGCUCCCUGCAAGAGGUGGCGGACGCUUUGCAGGCUGGGCUGCUCCUGCUGAUGGGCAGCGCGACAACGGAAGGCCCCGGCAGCAACGCUCCGCCAAACGCGGUCUUAAAUGCCACAAAAGAACAUCUCAUGAAGGAAAAGAAGUUGGAUGCCCUUGAGGAUGAGCAAAUGAACUUUCUUUUGUCCUUCGUGGAAUUUUUGGAGAAAUUGUUGUUGCCUAACCCUCUUGACUCAUCCAGCGGUCCCACUGAGACUCUUCUAAAUGCAAGUCAUUCCUGGAUAAAUCACUUAAAGAAUUUAGGAAGAGAGCCAUCUGGUUUUGAUGCUCAGAAACUUUUGGAAUUUGGCAAAGAGGUGAUUGAAAAAAUGCACACUCUUAAAAAGAAGGAAUCAAGCUAUAUUUUGAGAUUUAUGGAAACAGUACUUUCUGAAAUUAACCCCAAGCUCCUGGAAUUGUGGACGUAUGGCAUUUCCAAAGGAAAGAGAACUAAAUUCGAAAACUUGUCUACACUUUCAAAUUUUUCUGUUCUAGAAAAGGAGAGGAUUCUUAGUAAAAGCUUUAAUUUUUCCAGGUUGUUUCACUCGGAUUGGCCUGAGUCACCAGCUGUGGGAAUGUAUUUUGUUCGCCUAAGUGAAUCUAUAAUCCACAGUCUCUAUGAACUUGGGUUCCUGAGGCAGGAGCAAGUCUCGGAGGCUCUGGCCACUGUCUAUGCUGUGAGGAAUGCAUCUGCUCUUUUCUCGGCCCUUUCUGAACCGCAAAGACAAGAAGUUGAUAACAUUUUGACUCAGAUCUAUCUAAAUGUCUUUAAGGACCCAGAUUCAGCUUUUCUUCUGCAGGCUUAUUCUUCAUUUCACCAAUACACUGACAAAUUAUUGGGCAUCCAGAGGGGAGAGUCUUUGUUCUCUUUCCUGACUCAAACCUCGAAGCACAUUUUUGAGAUUAUGAAGCAAUUUAAUUUUCAAAAUAUCAGCAAAGCAUUUGCAUUUUUAUAUGAGACAACAGAACUUCUUGGGGGAAUUUCUGAAGUAUCUUAUUGUCAGCAGUUGCUUUCAGUUUUCAACUUUUUGGAGCUUCAAGCCCAGUCCCUGUUGUCUGCAGAGCGCCCAGAGUUGGAAGUGAUCCACGCUACUUUGACCGGCCUCAAACAGCUGCUCAUGGGGGAUGAAGAUUUUCGUAUUUCUUUAUUUCAGUAUGUGAACCAGCUCUUCAACAGUUCAGUAGGAACCCUGUUGGGUAAUGAAUGCUUUGCUUUGAAUAAUAAAAUCACUUCUUCUAUGAGUUACUCAGUAGAUGGAGGGCCUCCACUUACUCUUCUGUGGGCACAGAUUCAUUCAAACCUCUCCGCAGAUGGCAGCGUGCUCAGUGAGUGGAUGGCUGUUCACUGUUUCAUUUCGUGGCUUCAGACGUGGGCUGAAAUCUGGGGAAGCACAGCUCAGAUGUUGGAGCUGGAUGUGAAUGCUUUCACUCCUCUUCAUAUCGCACUUACCCAGCUUUUGGGUGAACUGGAAAGUGAUGUGAAAAUUUCUAAAAGCUACCAGGGAAUAUUUCCCAUUCAUCGCCCUGCUACACUCAUAUUAAACCUGCUGAAAAACAUGACUCAAGGUGGCGGCUUCCAUGAUCGGGAUGAUUUUCGGGAUCUCAGGGCCCUCUGGGGAGCAGUACGUGAUGCAUUGGUUAGAGUCAAGUUGCUCCACCCGGACCAGGUGGAGAAAUCCCUUUCCACUCUGGACACCGCCCUGAGUCAGCUGCAGGCAUUUCCGCUCAACACAAGAGCAGGCAGGGAGUUUUUGUAUUCUGUGCUCAAUGUGUUCACGGGGGUAAGCAAUACCUCAGGCUAUAGAGACAGACAUACACACUUGGUCCAUCACUUCCUUUUAAAUAACCUCACGGAUUAUGAAGUAAACUCUGAAAGCAUCAUCACUGACCUAAGAGAAACAAUAUUAUUUCUUAGAAAUGUGUCACAUGACCAUACUUUAUUGUCCUGUGCUGAUAGUUUCCAAAACAUCAUUGAAUUUAUUUUGGAAGAUGGCUUAUUACAUGUAAAUACUACACAGAGGGCGUUACGUAUUCUGGCCAUGUUAAAUUCCUUCUUUUCCUCCGAGGACAUCAUGAGUAGACUGAAAGGAUGCGUUGAAUGGGUGGACAUCUUCAAUCAUUCGUAUGUGGCCCAUAACCCUAGUUUUUCACAAGGCCCUCUUCAGGGUGUUUUGAAGCAUUUCAGUGAUGUGGAAAACAAAAUUAACUCUACACUGACACUUGUUACUUGGCUGUUGAAUACAGUGGAAUCUGGUUGUUCGUUGAAUGAGUCAAAUGUAAAUUGUAUGGCUAUUUACUUAAAAAAUGUAAUUGACUUCCUAAAUGUUAUACUAACAGCAGUAUUUGAAAAAGAAAAGGCACCAAAAUUGGAGAUUUUAUUAACUCUUUUAAAUAAUUCCACAAACCAAGUAAGUAUGCUUAUCAACAACUUAACAAGAAACUUUGAAUUUGCAUCUCAAUCCAACUGGAAACAUUUUACUGAAUUAUUUCUAAGACCUAUAGAAAUGUCAGAAGAAAUUCCUAGCCGAUUUCAAAAUACUUGGCUGCAUUUAGUAGAUCUGGGGAAAGAAAUUCAAGAACUUGUGAAAGAUAUUUUCCCUAACAUUCUGGAAAAUAACUUUUCUUCUAAAGCUGAAAAGUUCUUAAAUAUGUUUACUGCCAGUCCAAAGGGAAAGGAUGUGCAUCGUUUAGGUAAUUCACUUUUUCAUUUAGCAAGUUACCUUGUCUUCAACUUAUCAGAUGAUCUCCAAAAUUCACCCCAAAUAAUUCCACAUGAAAUAACGAGAGCUGUGGGUCUUGGUAUUCAAUUGAUUAGGGAUGUGUUCAACUCCCUAAUGCCCCCAGCCCAUCACAAUAUUCCAGAAGAUCCAGGUAAUAAAGUUUUAAAGAAGAUAGCUUCUUUCCUGCUCACCCUAAAGAAGAUGGACAUAGACCUUCUGGUAGACCAACUCGAACAAGUUGGUGAAAGCCUAAUCGACUUUAUAAAGAAUAUCAGUAGACCAGGUACUGACAGUUUGGGGGUCAAGUUGCUUGUUGGCUUGAUGGAGAAGUUUGUAGACAGCUCCCAUUCUUGGAAUGUCAAUCAUCUGCUGAGGCUGUCACGCCUGUUUCCCAGAGAGGACGUGGAUGCUGUGGUGGAUCUGUACUAUGCCCUCCCUCACGCUGUGAGGCUCCUGCAGAGAGUGGUGGACAAGAACGUCACCAAAGCCCUGAAGGAUGUCUACGACUUCACAGUCCUUCAUGGCAUAGGCAUUUCUCAUGUCACCAAGGAAGACUUUGUGUUUGUGAUGAAAGCUCUCCUGGACACCAUUGAAUUAGUAUCAGAUAAGCCAGGGGUUCUUGCCCAGGUCGUAACUUGCCUUCCUGUGGUUUGGUGCCGGAAUUACACAAUAUCUGGAUUUUACAGCAAAGUGGCUAGUAUACUUGACCACCUCCACCUGUCUCCCCCGGCUGAAGUUUCACAAUGUUCAAAUAAAAGCUCACGGACGGAAAUAACUAAGAAAGUGGUCUGCGUAAUUCAUGAGCUAGUGGACUGGAGCUCCAUUCUUCUAGAGCUGUCUGAAGUCUUCCACGUGAAAUCCUCGCUUGUGAAAACUGUGCAAGAAUUUAGGCGAAAGGUGUUUCCAUUUGUCCUAUCUGGAAAUCAGAGCAAGGGUAGCACCUCUGGACUCUGUCCCCCUGGCCCCCUGAAGCAAGUUGCUUUAAAAAUCAUAGAAAAGUUUAGAAACGUCAGUUUUACAAAAGCUACAUCAGAUGAAAACAUUCUUGAUAACUUAGCUCUUUUAAACAGGAUCCUUAACGAUGAAGGCGCAGAGGCAUCUCUUAGGAACCUUCCCUUAAGUUUGGGAAGGGCGAUAAAUUCACUUUCUGGGGAUGAGAGCCUAGGAAAUAGUACUCGCUCUGUAGUCUCUCUAUUCAUGACGUUUUUGAAUGCAAACCUUCUAGGAAGGCAUUUCGAAGCACUAUCAAGUUUUAUUAAAAAGAGUAAAACAGCUUACAAGUUUGAAGAUCUGUGGCUUGAGUCUGAACAAGCCAUGAAAGAUCCAAACCUCAAUUUCAAGAGAAGAACCCUGUUCUCUAAAAUAAAGGAAGAGAUUCCAAUGAUUAACUCAGUGGCUCUUCAGAAAAUGACUGAGCAACUGGUCCACAUUUUGGAAAGCCUGAAUUCAUCAUCGUUGCCUUCAUCAGAAACGACCCAAGGUUUUCCAUCCGUCACAAAAAACUGGCUUCGUAAACAUGCAAGUGAAGAACACUCCAGAAUAAUACAAAUAAUCUUCCUCCUUCUGGUCAGUGAGAGUUCAACAUUGGCUAAAGAUAUUAAUACCUUUUCGGACUAUCUCAAAAACAUUUCCAGAGGAAGUGAUUCUCACAGUGACCUUCUUGCUCAACUGUUCAACCAAGAACAGUCAACCAAUUUCUCAGUUGCGAGGUUGCUUUUGAAAAGUUUCCUAAUUAAUUCAGUCAAUAAUUUAGCUGCGGGCUCUCGACACGCAGCCUGGAACUUAAGUGACACUGACCUUCAGAUCCUGAAUCUCAUUAACCUCACCUUGAACCAGACACCGUUAGAAAAGGGUGAGAGGGUACUUCUCCCUCCAGGAGGCAUGGUGGAGUCCAUGGGACAGCUUUUGAAAACAUUCUUCACCUUUUUAGAAAAGGAAAGUUCUGAGGAUAAAACAUCUCUUUUGCUGAAAGACCUCCACGACAUCGUUGCAGGGAUGAGCUUUGUCCCAAAGGAUAAAGUUUUAGAAAUUCUGAAAGUGGACCAAUUUCUUACCUACAUGAAAGAAGAAAAAUUGAUGAGCAUUUUUUCAAGUUUGAAGGAGACUGUAUAUCACCUAAUCAAAGGAUGGUUCAUGUCAGACCACACAGACUUUUAUUUUGAUAACCACCGAGGAUGGAAGUUCCUGCGAGAUUUAUUUAACGCUCUUCUAAGUAAAACUUCUGUGAAAAAUAAGACUGAAAAUAAUUUGGAGUUUCUUACCCAGGUAAGUCAGUUGUUUUUCCACAUGAAUAGUUCUGCAAACCUCUCCCAGCUCAGCCACCAGCUCCAGGCAGCUCUUCACCUUAUGCGAGAAGCCUCAGUAGAGAUAGCAACUGUUAUGGAUUCUCUUUUAAACUCUCCCAACCAGGACCUCCGUGCCGCGUGUCCUUCCCUCCGAGAGAUUCUAUUUGCUAACCUGACUGAUCUGCUUUCCUUCACAAACCGCGCAUUCCCUCUAAGAAACAGAGCAACAUCAGAAACUACUAAGAGCCUUCUUGGUGUUACCUCAAGAGCUGGCGGAGGACGUCCCGUCCCGGAACCCCUCCCGGCAAUGCCUCGUGCCCUAGGCGUGCUGGUGAGCGCAGGUGUGGAAAUGAGGGACCUGGCCGCGUCUGUGAGCUCCACUGUGGGGCUGCUCCAGCUCUCCAGGGAAGUUUCCCGGAAGGUGGCCGCUGCGUUGGAAACUCAUCCUGUCUCGGGGACCAACGGCACCAUGAAAUUCUUUGAUUCUCUGUAUUCCGUUUUGCAACAGAAUGUUGGAAAUGUUGUGAAUGAAAUAACUGCUUUGAAAAAAGUGGAUCAGUUAGUAUUUGAAAAUAUAAAUGAGUUGUUGAUGCCAUUUCUGGACUUGGCCUUUGGGAUGAUUGGGAUCAAACCUAAUAUUUCCCAAGACUCUGGUAUUUUCAAUAUAUCAUCUAGCAUAUUGUCCUACGUGAACCAGUCCAGGGACUUUUCUGAUAUUUCAGAAAAAAUUGCAGAAUUUUUAACUUCUGGGGAAAUCAAUUUGGGAGACAUGAAACAUCUUCUGGUAGCAAUUAACAAUGGAAUGCAAAUAUUUCCUAUGGAUUCUGUCAACGUAUGGGAAGAAAUCCUAGAUUGCUUAAUUUCUAUAAAUCACAUCACCAACCAGACAGACUUCCUACGUCCGAAUCCCGUUUCCACACAUGGUUUCCCUUGGGAUGCUCACGCAGUGGCCCUGGUUUUGGAUGAAAUGCGGUCACGAGACAGCACAGACAUGGGGCCCCUCUUGGGAAUGGUGGCUGACCUGGCUGUCGCUCUGUGGGGUCCCUUAGAGAAGGAUGACUUGAAUGUUUCUCAGCUGUGGCUGACGUGGGCUCAGCAUGCAGACGCCCUUUUGAAAGCCGCUGGGACAGCCGUGGAGGUCGCCCGUGGAGGCGCCGGGAGUGGAGCCUCGGCGUUCACCUCCUCUCUGAUUCGGGCAGUGACGCCUCGGCACCUGGAGGAAGCCGCCCGGAGCGUGCUGAGCGGGGCAGCGCUCCUGCGGAAAGAGCUGCUCUUGAGCCACCCUCAGUGGACAAGUUCUGCAGAAACUGCGCUCCAGCCCGUCCUGGAGCUUUUCCUUAACGCAGCCGCUAGAGGGAGUGUCACGUCAGAGGAAGGGGAGAAGGCCCCGAGAGAGAGGGCCGCCUCUCCUGACCUCACACUGGCACUGGCACCGGCACCAUGUGAGAACUGCGUGAAGGGGUUAAUUGCGUGGACGGAGUCCUGGCAGGAAGUCCUGGCAGAUGAAAGUGUUGCCAGAAUGUGCCAGGAUUCCCAGCCGCCUUGGAAGCCCACAGCAGCCAUGGGGACCCUGCAGAGAGCGAAGACACUGGUUCUGCGUGUGCUGCUCAUGCUCACAGAAAACCCAUCCUUGGCCAGCGAUGCCCUGUGUGCUGCUCAGAGCUGCCAGCCAGGUGGGAUGAGGUGGCUCAUUGUGUCUGCUCUGCAGGGGGUCCCUGUGCUGCAUGACUUCUACCAGGACCUGGAGAAGGUGUGGUCCGCGCCCGGUCAGCUGGACUGUGAGGGUCUCCGCGGGAACCUCUCCCGCUCCCUGCGGCGCUUCAAGAGCCACCUGGAGAGCGCCGCCGCCCGGGGCUGUGCGUGCCCGCCCGCGUGGGACUGGACCCCGCGGCGCCUGCACACGUAUGUCAGUGGGCCCCCUGCACCACGGUUUCCUUCAGAUGUGAGAGUGAGAGACCUGAUGAAGAACCUCACCGCCUUCACUGAGGAGCUUCGCUCUGCCCACCUCUCAGAUGACACCAUCAGCAGUAUUUUGGAAGCAGAUAUUUCCCGCUCACAGGUCCUGCCCGGCGCCCUGACGGUGGCUCUGUCCGGGAGAUGUGACCAGGACGUGCUGCGGCUCCUGCUGGCCCUCCCUGAGGACGGGAAGGCUGGCUUUGCCACUGAGGAGCUGUGUGGCCUGCCCGGGGCCAGCGUGUACGCUCUGCUUGUGUCUGUGAUGCGCAACCUGGACCUGCGCAACUUCAUUUACAAGACCCUGAUGCCGGCGGAAGCCAAGGGCGUGCUCAGCUCCCUCUUGGACGUCGUCGCCAGGCUCAGCCACCUGCUCCCCAGAGCCAGCCACAUCCUGGAACACCUCCCCCAGUUCCUUCACACGUCGAACGUCACAGCCUGGCUGGAUGUGCCCGGCUUUCAGCAGGUGUGUGCUCCCCCCUUGGACCCCGCCCGUUCGGCCUUCGGUUCCUUCCAGGCCGUGAUGACGACGGUUUGCCAGGAGCAAGAGUCUUUUCUCAGCCACGCGAACAUGUUCUUUAACUUGCCCAGGGUUCACGAGCUCUUGGCAAGUGACAAAGAAAAAUUCAACAUUCCUGAAGACUCAACACCAUUUUGCUUGAAGCUUUAUCAGGAAAUACUACAGUCUCCAAAUGGCGCUUUGGUGUGGUCCUUCCUAAAACCUGUAUUACAUGGAAAAAUACUGUACACACCCAACACCCCGGAGAUUAAAAAGGUCAUCCAAAAGGGGAACAGGUGGGGGCCCCGAGGGGAACAGGUGGGGGCCCCGUUAUCACAGACACUGCUGAGCGUGGCCAGCCGCUUCCAGAGCAGUGGGCAUGGCCAGAUGCUGGGGCAGCUGCAGGAAGUCCUGAGGAACAGAUUCAUAAGAAACUUUGUGGAAAGCCAGUUACUCAUCAACGUAGACAAACUGACUGAGAAGCUGCAGGCGUAUGAGAGUGUCAUCUUCAACAGCUCCUCCGUGCGCAGGCGCUCUGGCGCAGACGCACCCCCGCUGCCGCCCCGCGUGGCCUACACCAUCCGGACCAGCCUGCUGUACAGCAUGCGGACCGACCAGGCCGAGAACCCGUUCUGGAAGUUCCACCCCCAGAACCUGCCGGCCGACGGCUUCAAGUACAACUACGUCUUCGCCCCACUGCAAGACAUGCUGGAGCGGGCCCUCGUCCGCGUGCAGACCGGGCAGGAGGCCGUGGGGCCCGCCGCGGGAUUGCUUGAACAUCCCACACACACUUUCUACAUUCCCUGCCACAGCAGCGACCUAUUCUUGAACAACGUGGGUUUCUUCCUGCCCCUGAUCAUGAUGCUGACGUGGAUCGUGUCUGUGGCCAGCAUGGUCCGAAGGCUGGUUUACGAGCGGGAGAUCCAGAUGGAAGAGCACCUGCGGAUGAUGGGGGUGCACCCGGCCACCAGCUUCCUGGCCUGGUUCCUGGAGAACGCGGCGGUGAUGGCCGUGGGCAGCGCUGCCCUGGCCGUCGUCCUGAAAGCCAGCGGCAUCUUCGCGCACAGCAACGCCUUCAUCGUGUGCCUCUUCCUGCUGGACUUUGGGGUGUCGGUGGUCAUGCUGAGCUACCUGCUGAGCGCGUGCUUCCGGCGGGCGCCCACGGCCGCGCUCUGCUGCAGCCUGCUGUACAUGGCCAGCUUCCUGCCCUACGUCGUGCUGCUGGUGCUGCGCAGCCGGCUCAGUGCGGCCGCCCAGACGCUUCUGUGCCUCCUCUCCACGACCGCCUUUGGACAAGGAGUGUUUUUCAUCACGUUCCUGGAAGGGCAGGAGGCAGGGGUCCAGUGGGGCAACUUGGACCAGCCUCCGGAGCAGGCGGGCAUGGCGCUCGGCUGGGUCUGCGGGAUGAUUCUGGUCGACUCGGGCCUUUACUUUCUGUGUGGCUGGUACCUGAGCAACUUGGUUCCUGGCUCCGGGGGUGUCCAGAAGCCGUGGUAUUUCCCUUUCGUGGCAUCCUCCUGGAAGGGCGCGUGUGGCCUGGCCACCCGGAGGCCGUGCGCUCGGGCUUCCAGGCUGUUUUCCCUCCGUGAGGACGUCGGACACACAGGGUUGUGGCCUCAGCAGGGGAAAGGGGAGCGGGAAGGAGGCCCCCCGGGUGUCACCCUGGUGUCCGUGACCAAGGAGUACCAGCCCUGCCAGGCGGCCGUGAAGGACCUGACCCUCACCUUCCACAGAGGCCAGAUCACCGCCCUGCUGGGGGCCAACGGCGCCGGGAAGACCACCGUCAUACGUCAGCGGGACGUCCUGCUGGACAGGCUCACUGUCCUGGAGCACCUGCUGCUCUUCGCAGCCAUCAGGUCGCCGCAGUGGACGCGGGCGGAGCGCUGGCAGCAGGUGGACAAACAGGGUGGCAUCGUGGCAUUGCCCGCUCCCCGCUGCCUGUGCCAGGCCGGCUCUGACGCCGCCUUCUUGGCCGCAGGUCGGACGAUCAUCCUCACCACCCACCACCUGGACGAGGCGGAGGCGCUGAGCGACUGCGUGGCCGUCCUGCAGCAGGGCCGCCUCCGCUGCUGCGGCCCCCCCCUCGGCCUGACCGAGGCCUACGGCCAGGGCCUCUGCCUGACACUCACGAAGCAGCCUUCCGCUCCGGAGCUGGACAGCCUGCAGGACGCGGCUCGCACCACGGCCCUGAUACAGACCUACGUCCCACAAGCAUUUCUCAGGGACUGCAGCGGGCACACGCUGAGCUACGCCCUCCCCAGGGACGCCGACCGAGCCGGCUUCAAGGGGCUCUUCCAGGCGCUGGAGCAGAACCAGCACCGCCUGCGCCUGGCGGGCUGCGGGGUCGCAGACACCACCCUGGAGGAGGUGUUUCUGAUGCUCCUGCGAGAUCCCAGCGAGCAGUCUGACGUGGCUCCAGGGACGGCGUUGGAGGCGCAGAGCCCGAGGCCUCCAGCGCCCGCUCCCGGCUCCCACUACGGCGCCCCCGCCAGCUCCCUCAUGCAGGUGGCUGCCCUGCUGACCCAGCGGCUGUGCCGCACGCGCCGGGCCUGGCGGGGUGCGCUCUGUGACCUGCUGCUGCCCGUCCUCUUCAUGGCCUUGGCGAUGGGCCUGUUCAUGGUGAGGCCUCUGGCCACCGACUACCCUACCCUCCAGCUCACGCCUGGCCACAACAGGAAAGCCGAGACUUCCUUCUUCAGCAGUGACAGCGAUGGCAUGGACCUGGCCCGCGUGCUUCUGCGCGAGUUCGGAGACAGGGAGCGGCUCUGCGCCACCCUCGCCCCAGGCCUGACGAACGCCUCCUGUUGGCACCCGGAGCCCGCGUCUCACCCAGAAGCCCCGGGUUCCUGUGGCUGCCUGAGCUGCCCCAACGCCAGUGCCCGGGCCCCCGCCCUAACCGACCNNNCUGGGUGGCAUUUGUUGGGUAAAUCUUCCAGAAACCGCCUGGAGGAGUACCUGCUGGCACCUGGGGAGAGCCCCAGGCUCGGGGGCUGGUCUUUCGGAGGGCGAGGCCCGGAUCCUGCUCAAGAUGUGAACUCAAACCUGUCAAAACCAGAAAACCUCGCAAAGGUGUGGUACAACCAGAAGGCCUUCCACGCCCUCCCUUCCUACCUGAACCACCUGAGCAACCUCCUCCUGUGGAGGCUGCUGCCGCCGAACGCGGACUGGAGACAGUACGGAAUAACGCUCUACAGCCGCCCCUGGGGAGCCCUGCUCUUGGCCCCUGAUGAGCUGCUCUGUCCCCGCAGCUUGGAGAGCAUCCGGCAGUGCGGCGUGGCCCUCUGCAUCGUGCUGGGCGUCUCCGUCCUGGCCGCCUCCAUCGGCAGCGCCGUGGUCAGGGACCGGGUGACCGGAGCCAAGAGGCUGCAGCACCUGAGUGGCCUGGGCUACGGGGCCUACUGGUUCGCUAACUUCCUGUACGACAUGCUCUUCUAUGCGGUCUCCGUCGGCCUGUGUGUCGCCGUGGUCGCGGCCUUCGGGUUGCCAGCCUUCACCUUCCGCGAGAACCUGGCGGCCACAGCCCUCCUGCUGAUGCUGUUCGGGUACGCGACCCUCCCGUGGAUGUACCUGAUGUCCGGGCUCUUCCCCAGCGCGGACGUCGCCUUCAUCGCCUACGUCUCGCUGAACUUCGUCCUGGGCCUCUGCACGCUGCUCAUGACCACCAUGCCCCGGCUGCUGGCCAUCGUCACCAGGGCUCAGAAUCUGCAGACCAUCUACGAGGUCCUCAAGUGGGUGUUCACCCUGUUCCCCCAAUUCUGCCUGGGCCAAGGCCUGAUCGAGCUCUGCUACAACCAGAUCCAGUUCGACCUGAGCCACAGCCUGGGCGUCGGCACCUACGCCAGCCCCUUCCGGACGAGCUUCCUGCGCUGGGCCUUCGUGCUGCUGGCUGCGCAGGGCACGGCGCUGCUGCUCCUGCGGCUGCUCCUGCACGGGGACGCGGUGCGGAGGGCCAGGAGGCGCUCGGCCAUCCAGGGCACAGUCACAGCCUGUGCAGACGCCGAUGUGGAGGCGGAGCAGGUGCGGGUGCUGAAGGGAAGAACCGACGGGGACUUGCUGGUGCUCUGCAACCUCAGCAAGAGCUACGGACGCUCCCGGCGGCCGGCCGUGCAGGACGUGACCCUGGGCCUGCGGAGUGGGGAGUGCUUCGGGCUCCUGGGCCGGAACGGGGCCGGGAAGAGCACCACGUUCAAGAUGCUGAGCGGGGACGAGGCCCCGAGCGCAGGGCACGCCGUGGUCAGGACGCCCACGGGCUGCCAAAGCAUGUUGACGGACGAGCCCAGCUCAGGGAUGGACCCCUGCUCGAAGCGGUUCCUGUGGAAAACGAUCACCAAGGAAGUUCAGGAGGGCUGCGCCGUGGUGCUGACCUCGCACAGCAUGGAGGAGUGUGAGGCCCUGUGCACGAGGCUCGCCAUCAUGGUGGACGGCAGCUUUAGGUGCCUGGGCGCCCCCCAACACAUCAAGGACAGGUUCGGGGCCGGCUACACCGUCCGCGUGUGGGUCUGCGCGGGAGGAAGUCAGCGCGCGCUCUCCGACCGCCUGCAGCUGCGCUUCCCGGGAGCCCGGCUGAAGGGGCAGCGCCUGAACGUGCUGGAGUAUCACGUGCCCGCGGGGUGGGCCUGCCUGGCUGACCUGUUCCAGCUGCUGGAGGACAGCAAGGCCGCCGGGAGCAUCCGCCACUACGCCCUGGCCCAGGCCACGCUGGAGGAGGUGUUUGUUGAUUUUGCUGAGCAGCAGUCGGCUCCCCCAGCGCCUCCUGACCCGCCUGCCCAGGGCUGCCAGCCCCAGCCCCUGCCUGUCUGA